Molecule: messenger RNA, 1248 nt
Organism: Lathyrus oleraceus (garden pea)
Lineage: Eukaryota; Viridiplantae; Streptophyta; Magnoliopsida; Fabales; Fabaceae
Exons: 5
Coding region: 1-1248 (415 amino acids)
Source: RefSeq, a predicted model, not a curated record
AUGGCGUCAAAAACGCAUGUAAGUCGAAAGCCCCCACCAGUCCAAAAAAGAAAGAAAGACGAGGAGAAAGAAGAGGAAAAAGUUCCUAAUGAAGAAUCUAGUGAUGAAUCUCCAGAGCCAAACCCCCCUCCUCAGAAGAAGACAAAAAACAAGAGGGUCUCUUCCCAAAGAUCCAUUGUUAAGUCAGCUAAGAAAGAUUCUUCAAGUUCUCCAACUGCCAAACUUCAAUCGAAGGAUACAGAGAGUGGGAAAUCUAGUUUUAAUACUGAGAUUCCUGAGAAACAAUUGGCUGUCGAAAGAAAACCUACAGAUAAAAACACACCAAAACCUAAUAGUGGUUCUGCUCUCAAAACUGUCAGCUCGACGUCCACUUCUCCGAAGGAUUCGAAAAAAGGAUCAACAAUGGAGAUGGCGCAGACAAAAAUUAAUCCUGAACCUGAGAAAACUCUGGAAGAGACAGUCCACGAUGAAGAAAUCCCCAAAAAUGAUCAUGGCAGGCAGAUUGUAGCAGAAUUCGACGCUACAAUGAGUGAAGCUUCUGAAGACGAUUCACCUCCUCAUCCAGGAUUAAAUGUUGCAAAUAAGGGUGAUGACACUGACAUGGAAACUGGGGUUGAAGAUGACCAUGAAGAAGAAACUGCUAAAGAUGAGGAUGACCAGUCGAAACAACCGGAUGCUGGGCAAACUUUAGGGCGAAGCACUCAACCCGUUCCUGACCAGACCAAAGGAAGUGUCGUAUCAACUGGUUCGACUGGUUUCUCUCGCGAAGAGCUUGAGAGUCUCAAGGUGCAUAGACCCUUAGAAUAUCUGAAGGCCAUGCUUAGCGCUCGUCACAAUUUUCAAGAUUCUUCGCAAAGCAGUUCGACUACCUCUGGGGCCACUUCUGAAGCGCAAUCUCUUGACAACAUUUUGACCAAGAUUAAGAAGAAAAUCCUUGAUGUUGAUUUGUUCAAACAAAUCUCCACAAAAUCCGAGACUCAAAUUUCUGAAUGGGAUGCUGUUGGUACUUCGAUUGACGAAGUUUCAAAGCUGCAGCAGCUUUCUGAAACUUAUAUCAAAGAAGUUACUGCUUGUGAUGAUAAUAUCCAGAAAUGGGAGAAACAAAUAGCUGUUCUUCAAGAAAAAAUCUCCCAAGAGAAAAAACGCAGAGCAUCCAUACAGCAACCUAAGCAAAAUGAGAUUGACGACGAACUGAAGAAAAAGAAAUUUGCCACAUUGAAGGAAGCUUUUGCUAGUAUCAAAUUGUAG